Messenger RNA from Passer domesticus (house sparrow), 4301 nucleotides. It is a transcript of the gene ERBB2, whose product is annotated as erb-b2 receptor tyrosine kinase 2. Gene Ontology annotation, cellular component: basal plasma membrane; signaling receptor complex; plasma membrane. The coding region runs from base 132 to 3917 and encodes 1261 amino acids. Gene Ontology annotation, biological process: positive regulation of kinase activity; positive regulation of MAPK cascade; cell surface receptor protein tyrosine kinase signaling pathway. The record is from RefSeq and is a predicted model, not a curated record. The transcript has 26 exons. Gene Ontology annotation, molecular function: transmembrane receptor protein tyrosine kinase activity; ATP binding. Lineage: Eukaryota; Metazoa; Chordata; Aves; Passeriformes; Passeridae.
CCCCGGGGCCGGGACCGGGAUCGGGAUCGCGAGGCGGAGCCCGGGAGCGGCGGGAGGCGGCGGCUCCGGCUCCGCAAACUUUCCCGGAGCGGCGGCGGCGGGGCCAUGGGCCGCGGGCCGCGCUGAGCACCAUGAUCGCGGCCGGGGGCUGCCUCGGCGCCGGGCUGCUGCUGCUGCUGGCCGCCCUCUGCCCCCCCGCCGCCGCUGAAGUCUGCACCGGCACCGACAUGAAGCUGCUGCGUCCCUCCAGCCCCGAGAGCCACUACGAGACCCUGCGGCACCUCUACCAGGGCUGCCAGGUGGUCCAGGGCAACCUGGAGCUCACCUACCUGCCCGCCGGCGCCGACACCUCCUUCCUCAAGGACAUCAAGGAGGUGCAGGGGUACGUGCUGAUCGCGGAGAACCAAGUGAGCGGGCUGGAGCUGCAGAGCCUGCGCAUCGUCCGCGGCACGCAGCUCUUCCAGGAGCGCUACGCCCUGGCCGUGGUGGGCAACGCCGGCCCCGCCGGGGCACCGGGGCUGCGCCAGCUCGGCAUGAGGCACCUCACAGAGAUCCUGAAGGGAGGGGUGCUCAUCCAGAGGAACCCCGAGCUGUGUUUCCAGGAGACCAUCCUCUGGAGCGACAUCCUGCACCGGCACAACGAGUUCCGUGCCGAGAUCCAGGUGGAGACCACCCGCACCCGCAGCUGUGAGUGCCCCGGGAGGGGGGGUUGUGCUGCCAGGGAGGGCUCUGGGGGGUUCCAGCCCCCCCUGGCACCCCCUGCUCACUCUUCCCCCUGUGCAGGUCCUGACUGCCGGGCGCUCUGCGCCGAGGGGCACUGCUGGGGUGAGGGCAAACAGGACUGCCAGACAUUGACCAACAGCAUCUGCCACGGCUGCCCGCGCUGCAAGGGCACGAAGCCCACGGACUGCUGCCACGAGCAGUGCGCCGCCGGCUGCACCGGCCCCAAGCACUCCGACUGCCUGGCGUGCCUGAACUUCAACAGGAGCGGGAUCUGCGAGCUGCACUGCCCCCCUCUCGUCGUCUACAACUCGGACACCUUCGAGUCCAUGCCCAACCCUGACGGGCGCUACACCUUCGGUGCCAGCUGUGUCAGCCAGUGUCCCUACAACUACCUGGCCACGGAGGUGGGGUCCUGCACCCUGGUGUGCCCCCAGAACAGCCAGGAGGUCACGGUCAACAACGUCCAGAAGUGUGAGAAGUGCAGCAAACCCUGCCCGGAGGUGUGCUACGGGCUGGGAGUGGAUUUCCUGAAGGGCGUCCGUGCCGUGAACGCCUCCAACAUCCAGCACUUCUCCGGCUGCACCAAGAUUUUUGGGAGCCUGGCCUUCCUGCCCGAGACCUUCGCUGGGGACCCCAGCACCAACACCCCACCCCUGGACCCCAAACUGCUGCGGAUCUUCGAGAGCCUGGAGGAGCUGACGGGCUUCCUCUACAUCGCAGCCUGGCCUCCCGACAUGAAGGACCUGGGAGUCUUCCAAAACCUGCGGGUGAUCCGGGGCAGGGUGCUGCACAACGGCGCCUACUCGCUGACGCUGCGGGAGCUGGCGGUGCAGGCGCUGGGGCUGCGGGCCCUGCAGGAGAUCAGCAGCGGGAUGGUGCUGGUGCACCACAACCCCCAGCUCUGCUUCCUGCAGAAGGUGCCCUGGCACAGCAUCUUCCGCAACCCCCGCCAGCGCCUCUUCCAGAGCCACAACAAACCCCCCGAGCAGUGCGAGAGCGAGGGGCUGGUUUGCUUCCACCUCUGUGCCCAGGGGCACUGCUGGGGGCCCGGCCCCACGCAGUGCGUGGCCUGCGAGCGGUUCCUGCGCGGCCAGGAGUGCGUGGCCUCCUGCAACCUCCUGGAUGGAGCCGUCCGGGAGCACGCCAACGGGACGCGGUGCCUGCCGUGCCACCCCGAGUGCCAGCCCCAGAACGGCACCGAGACCUGCUUCGGAUCGGAUCCAGACCAGUGCGUGGCCUGUGCCCACUACAAGGACGCCCAGCAGUGCGUGCGGCGUUGCCCCAGCGGCGUCAAGGCCGACGCCUCCUUCGUGCCCGUCUGGAAAUACCCGGACGAGUUCGGCGUGUGCCAGCUCUGCCCCACCAACUGCACCCACUCGUGCACCAUCCGGGAUGAGGACGGAUGUCCCGUGGACCAGAAGCCGAGCCAGGUGACGUCCAUCAUCGCCGGCGUGGUGGGGGCUCUGCUGGUCAUCGUCCUGCUCCUCAUCACCGUCAUCUGCGUCAAGCGCCGGCGGCAGCAGGAGCGCAAGCACGCGAUGCGGCGGCUGCUGCAGGAGACCGAGCUGGUGGAGCCACUGACGCCCAGCGGGGCCCUCCCCAACCAAGCCCAGAUGAGGAUCCUCAAGGAGACGGAGCUCAAGAAAGUGAAAGUUUUGGGUUCUGGUGCUUUUGGCACCGUCUAUAAGGGCAUCUGGAUCCCCGAUGGGGAGAGCGUGAAGAUCCCGGUGGCCAUCAAAGUCUUGCGGGAGAACACAUCGCCCAAAGCCAACAAGGAGAUCCUGGAUGAGGCCUACGUGAUGGCAGGGGUGGGCAGCCCCUACGUGUCCCGGCUGCUGGGCAUCUGCCUGACCUCCACGGUGCAGCUGGUGACGCAGCUGAUGCCCUACGGCUGCCUCCUGGAUUAUGUGAGGGAGAACAAGGACCACAUCGGCUCCCAGGACCUGCUCAACUGGUGUGUGCAGAUCGCCAAGGGGAUGAGUUACCUGGAGGAGGUGAGGCUGGUGCACCGGGACUUGGCCGCUCGCAACGUCCUCGUCAAGAGCCCCAACCACGUCAAGAUCACCGACUUUGGGCUGGCCCGGCUGCUCGACAUCGACGAGACCGAGUACCACGCUGAUGGUGGCAAGGUGCCCAUCAAGUGGAUGGCGCUGGAGUCCAUCCUCCGCCGGCGCUUCACGCACCAGAGCGACGUCUGGAGCUACGGUGUCACCGUGUGGGAGCUGAUGACGUUCGGGGCAAAGCCAUACGAUGGGAUCCCUGCCCGGGAGAUCCCGGACCUGCUGGAGAAGGGCGAGCGGCUGCCGCAGCCGCCCAUCUGCACCAUCGACGUCUACAUGAUCAUGGUGAAAUGCUGGAUGAUUGACUCCGAGUGCCGGCCCAAGUUCCGGGAGCUGGUCACCGAGUUCUCCCGCAUGGCCCGCGACCCCCAGCGCUUCGUGGUCAUCCAGAACGACCUGGUGGGGCUGCCCGGCUCCAUGGACAGCACCUUCUACCGGGCGCUGCUGGAUGAGGAGGACAUGGACGACCUGGUGGACGCUGAGGAGUACCUGGUGCCUCACCACGGCUUCUUCAGCACCGACACCUCCACCACCUACCGCAGCCGCAUCUCCUCCAUGCGGAGCACGGCGGAGUCUCCAGCCAAGGUGGAAGAGGGCGAGGGCUUGGCCUCGUUCUCCUUCCCCGCCCAAGGCCUGGCGGAGGGGCCAGAGGGACCUGUCCCAGAGGUGCCAGAUGGGGACAAGGUGGCCCUGCAGAGCCCCCCGGGGCGGGAGCCUGGCACCCUGCCCCGCUACAGCGAGGAUCCCACGGGGCUGACGGCCAAGGACGGAGAGGACCCCGAGUGCUUCACCCUCCCAUCCCCUCACAGCACCAUGCCAGAGUACGUGAACCAGGCUGGGGACCCCCCAUCCCCGCCGGACAAGCCCAAGGGGCACCAGGGCAAGAACGGGCUCAUCAAGGACCCCAAGAACUCCUUCCCAGGGCCCUUCGGCCACGCUGUGGAGAACCCCGAGUACCUGGCACCCCACGGCACGCCCACCCCUGGCCCCUUCAGCCAGGCCUUCGACAACCCCUACUACUGGAACCAGGACCCUGCCAAGGGUGGUGGCCCCGAGGGUGGCCCUGGCACGACGCCCACGGCCGAGAACCCCGAGUACCUCGGCCUGGCCGGCCCCGACGCCACGGCCGUGUAAGAGAGACCCCCCCCAACUUCACCAAGGCAGCUCAGGGAGGGACGAGCCACGGCCGUGGGGCUGGGGGCCCACCCCUCUGCCCGGGGGUGGCACCGCUCACGGAGGGCUGGCAGAGCCCAGGACGCUGGGGCACAGCGCGGCAGCCGAGUGGGGACACAGGGGUGGCACUGGGCACCCACGAGCUGCACAGCCCAGGGAGCUCGGAGCCAGCAGGGCCUGGAGGGGGACAGCCCCUCUGCCACCCCCCACUCCAGGGCUGUCCCCGUGCCUGGGACACGAGGACUUGCACUGAGGGCAGCUGGACUGAGCAGUCCCGGCUGCUCCGGGACUCUCUGGGAGCACCGGGAUGUAUAUUUGACAAUUGUACAUUGCUUGUUUUUUCUA